This is a messenger RNA of Podarcis lilfordi (Lilford's wall lizard), 35633 nucleotides long. The record is from the annotation of a GenBank genome assembly. NCBI's taxonomy places the organism in Eukaryota, Metazoa, Chordata, Lepidosauria, Squamata, Lacertidae.
CCUGGCUCCGCCCUGAGAGCCCGGGCCUCUUCGCCUCCGCCUUCUUCCUCCUCCUCCUCCUCCUGCUCUCGGGGCAGCUCUCCUGCUACUACCUCAGCGGCGUCGCCGCCGCCUUUGCUGCACUCGCCGCUGCCGCCGCCUUGGCUGACUUGCUCGCUGCGGUCGCCGCGUUGCUUUUGUUGCUGCCGCCGCCGCCUCCGCCGCUGGCGCUCCCGCUCCCGGUUAGGCCCCGGCUGCUGCGCGGUGCAGCCGGGGCCGCCGGAGGAUGAGCCGCCGGCUGGUGCAGGUGGUCUUGCUGUGCCUGGGCUGCGGCUUGUGCUCCUUGCUCUACGCCUUCAGCCAGCUGGCUCUGUCGCUGGAGCAGGAGGCGGCCCGGCGCCAGGGGGACUCUGCCUUGCCCGUGCGCAGGCAGCUCGGCGGCGGCGGCAGCGGCGGCGCCUGGAGGGCCGCGGCGAGAAGCGCAGGCUGCAGCCAGCGAGAGCCGCCGGAAAGGUACCGUCUGGGGACGCCGGGGCCUGCGCUUCCUGCGAGGAAGGAGCGCCUGAGUAUUAGUAGCGCGGGGUGGGGGUGCCUGUGCCUUUGCUCCAGGCGGGAGGGGGAGGGAAGCCAGGAGCGCCCGCGCCUCAGGUAGUUCCAGGCUCACAGUCUCAAGAGAUAUAUUGGGACAAAGUUGAAUUUGCAAGGAGGCACUUCCAGGGCGGAGGGCCGGGUGUUCAGACGGAGUUUACUCCAGUCUGGUUGCUUCCCCCCAGAUUCCCUCCCUCCCUCCCCAUCUUGUUGGUCAAGCAUUCCGUGGCUACCAAGCGUGCGUAAUCCUCCCUCGGCUGCGUUUUUUGUGCCGCCGCCGGCCACCCCGCUUCCCCUGUCGCUUAAGGGCUGCCACCGUGCAGCUUCAAAGGAGCCUCUAGCAAGUCGCUUUUCUCCCAGGUGCUGCCAGGUGGGAAACAGGAGACCCGUCUGAACUUUGCGCUCAUCCUGGUAUGCGCGUAUAUGGGGGGAAAUAGCACUUUCUGAACGCUUGGCCCAACACAGGGGAGUUAUGAAUGGACAGGUGGAGAGAGGUGGAGAAUUUUAGGCACGUGCGUCUUAGUUUAUUGAUCACAUCAAUAAGCCCGUGCAGUUAUUGCAACCCCGUAUAAUCCAUGUAUCUCUAUGGAAACCCCUUAUAACCCAUGUAUCUCUAUGGAAAGGACUACUGGUAAUUAAUCCGAGAACCUAUUAUGUACGUCCCUUACUGUUACUUUUUGUAACUGGCUGCCCAAUAAUAUGUACUUCCUGUGUUCUUUUUCUUUUUAUGUUACACUUGUGGUGUUACUGUUGAAAAUCAGUGUUCAUAUACAUAUAUAUGUAUCUAUAUUACAGAAGCUUAAAGUGGAGAAAUGGGAUUUUGACAACACAAAUGGGGCAGUUGCCCCUUUUCCUACCUGCUCAUAAGCCAUGACUGGCAGUUGUCUUCUUAGCUUAAAGGAACCAAGUUGGGGAGACUGGGCUUGAGACAUUUCCUCUAAAAAUCUCUUCCCAUCCUUCCCCCAUCCCCUGCUUUCAGACGAUAAAAAAAAUUCAGGCUAGUCAGUCAGUAGCGACACUUGAAUGCUUGUGCCUGCAUAUUGCUUUAUAUACUGUCAAGGUUUCCUGGCAGUAGGUGAUAGUGACAGCACAGCCAUCAUAUCUCCAUGGCUUGGAUGAAGCUUUCUGGAAGGGGGAAUUACUCUUAUUAAGUAGAAGCAAAUCCUGCUUCUUCCUGGCUGCAUCCUGCACAUCUGUACACUCAAUAUCCAGUUUGUUUAAUUUAUUAAAAGGAUUAACCGAUACAGUAGUUUUGACCUUAUUCCCUAGUGCAAGGCAGAUUUCCACUUGUGCAGACAGAAGUUCCUCCUUCCUUUAUCUGUGUAAGAAAUUUAUGACUUAAUCCAAACUUGGGCUGCUGCCUGGCAGAGAUUAACAGGGCAGGGCAACGGGCAAUUUGCUGGGCUAUCGUAACAUGAUGCUAGUGAGUUUGGGUCCUUGAAUGCCACUACUUUUUCCUGUUCCCAGAAUUGCCCCUAUCACCAUAAUGGUGUAAAAGGAACACACACUGAGUGUAGAACAGGAUAGCAACUGAUCAGAUUGAAGCGUAGCCUACAAGCAGAAGUGCCGUGCAAGCAAUAGAGCAAACACAGGAGAAGCAUAGGACUGGUCUGGAAGCAAAUUCAUACAUAUUUGGUAAAAGUGUGACCAUAAUUGGGCUUUUUAUUUUAUUGCUUAUGUUGCUUAUUAUUGUUGUUGUUAUUUGUUUGUUGACUUUCAGCCAAACUUUUCCACAAUGGCUUUAUAAGAAAAGAAAAUACCAUAAUACAGGCACCCCCCAACUCGGCCCUCCAGCUGCUUUGGGACUACAACUCUCAUUAUCCCUAGCUAACAGGACCAGUGGUCAGGGAUGAUGGGAAUUGUAGUCCCAAAACAGCUGGAGGGCCGAAUUUGGGGAUGCCUGCCAUAAUAAAAUCAAUAUGAAACAUACACAAAAAGCAGUAAGACCAGUGAUUAAAACAGCAGAUUAUAGUAAAAUUUUUAAAAGCCUGGGAGAACAAAUAUUUUUUUGCUCCACAUCAGAAGGAUAUCAAGGCCAAGCAAAGGAAUGACACAAAUGGGGUACAAUUACUCAGACCUUGCUUUCCAUGAGGUUAGAGGGCAGGGGGGAUUCAGGAAAGAGCUUUUGGCCAUUGCACAUAUCGGUUGUGAAUGCUGUCAGAGGAUAGAUUGCAGUGGCUAGGCUAGGCUAUAUCUGUCCAGAUGCUGCAGCUGGAGCAGCAGCCACAACUGAAAUCACCUUAUGCCACAGAGGCUACUUUGGCCUCUUGUGAGGUGUAGGAGCAGUCCCAGAUUGAGAACCUCAUUUUAAUAACAUAGUUGGACUGAGGCACUGCCAUAAACGAGUUCUUGUACAUGCUGUUACAGUAAUGCAGAACCUGACUACAUGCAAGAGGAUUUCUGUUGGUUUCUAGAUCACCUAGGUUAUGCAUGAAUUUGCCUGAAUGUAAUUUUGGCAGUGCAAAUGAGAGUUGACAAAUUUCUCCAUAAACUGCUGAGAAAUUGGUGUACUCUCCAGUGAUUCUUUUACUGAACAUUAAAAAAAACAACUGAUCACACAUACUAUUGAUAACAUCAUUUCUAAACAAAAAAUCUUCAUCUGAAUUGUUUGGGUACGCAUGUGCAGCUAAGACACUUCUUUGGCAUACCAUAGUGAAUAGACAUAUCACUUGGGAAGACAGGCGAACUAAUGCUGGAAUAAGCAAAGAUCACCAGUGUUGAAGCAAUGAUUCUUCAACAUCAACUUCGUAGGACUGGUCAUGUUCGGAUGCCUGAUUAUCAUCUUCCAAAGCAACUACUCUAUUCUGAACUUAAAAACGGAAAGUGCAAUGCUGGUGGUCAACAAAAGAGGUUUAAAGGCUCUCUCAAGGCAAAUCUAAAAAAAAAUAGUAUAAACACCAGCAACUGGGAAACACUGGACUGUGAGCGCUCCAAUUGGAGAACAGCCUUUACCAAAGGUGUCAUGGACUUUGAAGAUGCUUAAAGUCAGAACGAAAGGGAGAAACAUGCUAAGAGAAAGGCACUUUUGGCAAACCUUCACCAUGAUCAACUCCUGUCUGGAAACGUAUGUCCUCACUGUGGAAGGAUGUGUGUAUCCGGAAUUGGCCUCCACAGUCACUUACGGACUCACUGUUAAGACUGUGUUCAUGGAAGACAAUCUUAUUCAGCUACGAGUGAUCUCCAAAUAAUAAUAAGAAGUGAAUAGAGGACCAUGUGUUACAAGAGAAGUAUUUAGUCUGGCAUUUAAAUCUUGUCAGCCAGGAUAGCUCAGUUGGUUAGAGCCUGGUGCUGAUAAUGCCAAGGUUGCAAGUUUGGUGCCCGUAUGGGACAGCUGCACUUUCCUGCAUUGUAGGGGAUUGGACUAGAUGAUUGUCGGGGUCCGUUCCAUGAUUCUAUUAUGCAAUUUAAUACUGAUACCGGUGUGAACCUGUGAUAAUAUACACUUCUUUGUCAGAGAUAUGGGUAUACAGUACUGGAAAAUUAGAAAGUCUUCUGAUGCCCUAAAUCAGGCUUCGGGAAGCUCUACUCAGCAGGCCAGAUUUACUCCCAUGCCCUUAGGUCUCAAUUUGGCUUGUGAGAUCAUUUUUCUCAAGCCACACCCAACUGAUACCAUGUGACAUGGGGUAGGGAAAGCCAUGGCUGUAAAGGAGCAAUUUGGAACACUCUUAAUAGUUCCUUGGCAAGCAGGACUUAGAUUUGGGCCUCUUAAGUUGGCAUCACUUGCAAGCCCCAUGUGUGUUGGUUCCAUUUGGGAGUUCCCCAGUGGAACAUGUCAUUGCCAGAAGCAGGACUUGCAGUUGGCAAGGAAUUUUAAGUUCAGCACAGAGCUCGAGCCCCACGUUAGUCAGGAGUGGUUGUGACUGUGGUUUGGCAUCAAGACUCAGGGUGCCAGUAUGAGACUUGAAAAGAACAUAGAUCUGAAAGAGGAAGUGGGAAAGAAUAUUGCUCUUUCAUCUUUUCUCCUUUUGCUUUUCUCAAGGGGAGAUAAGAGAACCACCCUUAUCACUUCACAAUGAAUGCGGUAGUGAUUCCAAGGGAAGUACUGAAAGGUGCCUUUGCAGCUAUGGGCAAUCCCAGAAUUAUAUAAUAGGCUUUAUCUAAAAACUAUUUAUUUGGAAAAGUGGGGGGGGGGGAGAGAAUUUAAUCAUAUGCAAUUUUCACAUCCCUUUGUAUCCUAACAAUGAAACUAAUUACAGGUAGGUAGCCGUGUUGGUCUGCCGUAGUCGAAAUAAAAUAAAAAAAAGUCAUUCCAAUAGCACCUUAGAGACCAGCUAAGUUUGUUAUUGGUAUGAGCUUUUGUGUGCAUGCACACUUCUUCAGAUACCUGAUAUCUGAUACCUGAUAUCUGAAGAAGUGCAUGCACACAAAAGCUCAUACCAGUAACAAACUUAGUUGGUUUCUAAUGAAACUAAUGACCUGGCAGAAACUCUGCAGGUUUUAUGAGUCAUUGAUGGCUUUGACAAUGAGCAGAAAAGCCUCUGCAGGCAUUCCAGACUCUCUCAGAUGAUUGGUUAGGGUUAUAUUUUUGGGAACCACUACAGACAAAUGCAUGCACAUGUAAAAUUGUGUUAUUAGUUGUUUUGUAAACUGUCCCUUGAUAUUUUUUUCCUGACAGCUCACACACUGUCUCUGCCCAGAAAUGAUUCUGUUUUUUGCCUGGAUGAAUUCUGUCAUAAAAAUUGAAUCUAGGACCUUGUUUUAAAAUAAAAUAAAAUAUGCAGUCCAUAUUAUUCCUGACUUAAAAUAUUUAUCAAUCUAACAUUGUAUGCAUUCUCCUUACCUCUGAUAAACGUCACUUUGCUGCUCUUGAGAAACAAGGUUAUUUUGAGCCCCUCCCAAGUAGGAAUUUGUGGCUUGGAGAGUAGGAGAUAGCAGCGUUAUCAGGGCAGUGAUCAUUUGCCCCCAUUUCUCUUCAUUAUUCAGUUUUCCUCUCCCGACCUCUGUGUCUAGGGCUUGCAGGGAGGACAGUGAUUAGUAUGGAAGGCAUUGACUCCCGGAAAAGAGUCUAGGUCUCCAUGGUAUUGUUACAUUCUCUUCCCAUUUCCUGUAGCAGGAGUACAGGAAAGCAGAAUGGAGAAGUUAUUUGUUCCUGAAAUGAUUUGGGAAACUUCAUGGUUUGUAUUCUUCAGGCACCUUUUCUUAUAGACAGACAGCUCUCUCAGCUUCAGGGUAUGGGAGGCUUACCUUGUCGGGUUUUCACACGCAGGUUGCAAUUGAUAUUGACCAGGAAUAAAGGUGAUGAGCUGCUGUUUGCAUCCCUCUCCAUCUUAGCCAGUAAAGACCACCAGCAGAAGUAAGCACCAUUGCCUGCUAGUAUUGUCAAUACUUCACCCGGUGGUAUGCCAGGCAGCUUUCCUGUGCUUGUUAAACAAAUAACUCUGGGCUACCCGUUUCCCCUCCAUCUGCUCUUCCAUUCUGGGAGUGAGAAUGUGGAAUGGUUGGUAGUCUUGGACUUUUAGUGGUUCUUGGAAGACACUGCUUAUAGUUUGUGCCUGUCUGGCUUCUCACCCUUUUAUUUCAUUGAGACUUUGAGAAUUCCUAUUGAGAUUAGUUCAGUGGCAGGCUGUUAAACUUCACAAAUGUCUAAAAAGUUGUGCUAGUGGGUAAAAGCCAAUGCAUUUGUAAAUACCAAUUUGAAUGCAGUGCUUUUCCAGUUCAUGCUAGACUUAGCACUGUGUUGUACUAACUAAGCACUAUGAUUUCAGAUGCUUAGGACUCCUCCAAUUGUGCAGUCAUGAUGAUUUUACUUCUUCAUCACAUUUAUAUCCUGCCCUUCUUCCCAAAGUAGCCGAGGGUGGCAAGCAGAACUGUAACAAAACAAAUAAAAACAAAAGAACAUAUGUAAAAACGAUUAAAGCUUCUAAAAAUAUGUGAAACAAUCACAUAUGUACUCCCACAACUAAUACUAUCAGUGCUACCAGGAACAGUAUCUUUCCACCAUCAAAAUGCCUGGGUAAAGACGAAAGUUUUCUCUUAAAGGAUAUUAAUGUGCUUGUGAUGGUAUUGGGGUGGUUAUACGUGAUGCUGGUUUCAGCAUUGUUUAUGCCUGCAGACAUUUUAGAGUGGCUGUACUGCUUCAUUUCCAGUUGCCAUGUGUGUGUCCUGCAGCUUCCUGCUGAAAUUCGGUAACUUUUCAUAUCACAGAAGUGGAAUGAUGUGGUGACAGUCCCGUAUAAACCUGCCGUUAAUGGAAUAUCAUUAUGUCAAUGAUACACACCAGUCUGGAGGGAUCCUUAUUGGUUCCUUGUUAUAAAGAAGGUCAAAAUCAAAGACAUAUAUACAGAGGUGUACCUCCUCUGUACCUCCAUUGCAAGGAGCUGUAUCAGUGCCUCCAAAGUCGGUAAGACUAUAGACCAAAAACUCAAAAAGUUUGCUUUUCGUUGGCUUUUACCCUCUGCCAGUGACUUCCUCUGGGGCCAUCGAGGUUGGGUCUGCUCCACUCCACACUUCUUCCUCUCCUCCUCCUUGUCAGUUGGUCCAUCUACCUGCUUUCCUGCCUUUCUCUCUCCCCUCUACUCGCCACUUUCCCUUCUGCCUCCUUUCUCCAUCCCUUCCUUUUUCCUCCUCCUGCAACCCUCCCCAGGUCUCUCUGUCUUUCUUCCCUCUGAACCUGCGAGGGUUGCUGCGAUGGCCCACAUUACCAAUUGGACUCUUCUGCCAAUGCACCCAAAGGAGCUGGCUCCUAGCCACUCCAAGCCAGAAUAGAAAGGUGUGGUUUUUACACUUCUCUCUCCUACCUGCACCUGCACCUUUGGCGAGGGCCAGCCUAGCCAACCCCUGGGUACUCCCUUGCAUAUAUACAUAUUACUUUUGUACUUAACUGCUACAUCAAAGCUGAACAUGUGGGAGCGGGUGAUGGUUAAUUAUGUAAAGGAGAAACCACUUCUUUCCAGUACUGCUGGUCGUGAUCAGGUUGCGCUUUCCUGUUGAUGCACUUUAAAGAGUGAAUCACACAGUACAUCAAAGUGAAUCUGUAUCUUAAGAUAAUUGAUCAUUUAAAUAUCCAUAGGUAAAGCAAGGAUUGAUAAUUCGAUUUACUUGCUAAGAUCACUGUUCAUGCCUGUACAUAUCUUUCUGGUUGCUUCUUACUAGAUGAAAGCUAUGAUGCAAUGAACUACCUACCGGUAAUUGCUGUUCCAGUUCUUUUAGCGGAAAGGAGUAAACCAGAAACAUUCAAAUGAGAGUAGGAUUCUUGCCUGAGGUGGUUGUGACGCUACACGGUGCGCUGUGUAAAAGAUAUAAAACACACUUCUGCCAUUGCACCGCCUCCACAGUUGUCUAUUUUAAACCAGCCUCGUAUUGACUUGUUGGAGCUGUGUAAUUAAAAAGGGAUGGAGAGUUUGCUCUAAAUAGGAAAGCUGUUGUUGCUUUUAAACCAACAGCUUGAUUUCAGGAGAUGCUCCUUGGGCAUGGCAGCUCCUAAGACUGGAUAUGUGAAGUCUCAACUUCCUUGGCUCUAGUGCAAGUGUUGCAGCAGCAGCUAUUUUUAUUAUUAAAGGGAGUUUCAGUUUAAUAUACAUUAAUUGUCUUAUGAGGCACACACCUUAAUUGGAUGAUAUGUGCAAAUGCUGUCUGGUCUCUUUAUAUUAGUGUAGUUAAACUGCAGAAGGGAGGAGAAGGGAUUAGAUCCUUUUUUGACCUCUCAGCAGUAUUUUGUGUGGAGAUCACAGGCUUUGAAAUUAGCUUGUGAAAGCACCCAGUUCAGCAUUAGUGACGCUGCUGUAUCAGAUCAACUAUAUUGCUGCAGCUUUCGAUUCAUAGGGCUGAAUCUUAAAAGCUGGUUAACAAUACCGUCACAAUAUGGAUCUUAGUUUUAUCUUUCUCUUUGGUUGCCUGGGUUCGCAAUGAGACUUGAUGUUCUGAACCAUUGUGACAGCAUUUUCACUUGAAAAUGCUAAACAACUAAAGUGGACUUCAGCAAGCCAAUAUGGUAACCAGCUGCCAGGGAGCAUAGGAACUUACCAUGCCUGAUGGAUUGCGUUCCCAAGGGCCAGCGUCAUUGGGGCUAAAGCAGAUUAUUAGUUAGCUUUUGCUGAGCAUCUUCACAUUCCUCAUUGCAUAUUUUCCUUUUUCAAAUUACAUAUUCGAAUAUAUCUCAUUGUAUUUUUUAGUAAGUUGUGCAUACAAGUUUCUGCUUCAUUUAAAAUAUAUUGUAUGCAGGCCUAUAACACUGUGCUCUGCUGUUCUUCAGUGUUCCAGACAGUUAGCUAUACCUUUCAUGGGUGUAGCCAGGAUUCCCCCCCCCUCCGGUGGGCAGGCUUUAUGUUGGGAGGCAGAACCCAGUUAUCUGUGACACAAUUGGUCAGUUAGUUAAGUACAGUUGUACCUUGGAUCUCAAAUGCCUUGGCUCCCGAACAAAUUGGCUCCCGAACGAUCGAAACCCGGAAAUGAGUGUUCUGGUUUUUGAACGUUCUUUUGGAAGCCGAACAUUCGACGGGGCUUGCACGGCUUCUGAUUGGCCGCAAGAGCUUCCUGCAGCCAAUCAGAAGCCACACUUUGGCAAGUAUUUGCAAGUCAAAUGGACUUCUGGAAUGGAUUUCGUUCGACUUCCAAGGUAUGACUGUAAUUUUAUUUAUUUACUUGAUGGCUAAGCUCAUGAUAUUCCAUUCCAUAGCUCUUCUCAAUGUUUCCCCUCUUUUUCACCAAUGCUCAGUCAGCAAUUAUGCAACCACUUAAGGUUCACCCUGCAAAUAAUUGUGCUAUUUCUUCAAACCUGGGCUUCACAUAAGCCUGUGGAAACCUCCGCCUUGUGUGUAGAUUGCCCCACCUUUGCUAAACAAGGAACCAUACUCAGCUUUGUGAAUAGAUAUAAUGAUUUAUAACAUGGAAACAUGCAGUAGAGCAAGCAGAAAAUAAUGGUUAGCAUAAAUUUCUAGCUAGAAAUUUGAAGCUCUGGUCGAAACUGGGAUUUAUUUAUUUUUUUACUUUUUACUAUUUUUGUUUCAGCAAAAAAUUGGGGGGGGGGAGAGGAGGAAGGAAGCAGGCCCACUCUUCCCCCCCAUGCUUUCACAUGUUUACUUGUAGCCCAGAAGUGCCUGCCUUGUGCAAAUAAACAUAAAAUUGUUUUAAAAUAUGCCUUGCUACCAUGAAAUCAUCAGAUGCGUUUCAGAAAUGUCACUAGAUGUGUUUCAGAAAUGUCACAAUGUCAGUACAGCCCAUUGAACAGGGUGGUAUUUACUUCCUACAAAGGAUUACUCUGCAUUUCACUUAUCAGUAGAAUUGCUCUUGGGCUUUAUGCUCAGGAUCCUGGUUACAAUACAUCCUUAUAUAAUAUAAACUAAUAUCACUCACAACACAUGAAGCUCCACAUUCAGCCGUUUAUCUGCAAUUAGUAGCUGGCGGUGUUUUUUUUUAGUUUUGUUUAAAUGCGCAAGCAGGAAUGCUCCACUGCAACCGCUAAAUAAAACAAGUAACAUUCACACAGGAUUGUUUCUGUCUUAUCCUGUUAGGUGUAAGAAUGUGUCUGUAUCCUAUUGGAAUUCCUAUUGGAUGCUGCCCUCUGAUGUUUGUGGAAGGAACUGCUUUUGGGAAGCUGCUCGUAGGUAGGCUUUGACAGAGAUUUGAUUGCUCAAUUAGCUAAUUUUAGGUAUAAUCAUACAUACUUGAGUCUAUUAAAAAGUGUUGAAGCAGUUAUAAAAAGUUUGGUUCCCCCCUCACUUUCUAGCACUCACAGUCUUACUAGAUUUCAGUCAUGAUCUAACUCAUUAAAUAAAACAUGUUUCUCGUUUUGAAAUUCAUAUACACUUCUUGAACAAGCAGGCAUGUUAAAACAUGCUGGUUUGCAACUAAAUCGAACCUUUAUGCAACCUAGGAUUAUGAUCCCAAACUUUGGGUCUUGCACCAGAGUCGUAGAGGUAGAUUUCUGCUGGUCUUCUCUUUACAUAUACAGUCAUACCUUGGUUGUCAAACGUAAUCCAUUCGACUCACAAAACGGUUCAAAAACUAAGGCGCGGUUUCCAAUUGGCUGCAGGAGCUUCCCGCACUCAGUCGGAAGCCGCAGAAGCCACGUCGGACGUUUGGCUUCCGAAAAACGUUCACAAACCAGAACACUCACUUCUGGGUUUGCGGCAUUCAGGAGCCAAAAUGUCCAAGUCCCAAGGCUUUUGACAACCAAGGUACAACUGUACAGAGAUACUAACCAGGGUGUCGCAGAAGGAGGCAGCUACCUCCCCCAUGAAAUCAAGUAAAUAAAUAAAAAUACAUAACAAAAGUAGAAAUAAUCAGAAUACAGUCGUACCUUGGUUGUCAAAUGCCUUGGCACUCGGACCUUUUGGCUCCCAAAAGCCGCAAACCCGGAAGUGAGUGUUCCGGUUUGUGAACGUUUUUUGGAAGCUGAACGUCCAACACGGCAUAUGCAGCUUCUGAUUGAGUGCAGGAAGCUCCUGCAGCCAAUCAGAAGCCACACCUUGGUUUUGGAACUGUUCCGGGAGUUGAAUGGACUCCCGGAACUGAUUAAGUUUGACAACCAAGGUACCACUGUAUUUGAAACUGCAAUGCUCACUGAGGUCACUUGGGUGAUGUUGUGGCGCAUUCUAGUGAUGCAGUUGGCAACCCAACUCAGUGAUAGACAGACCCAGAGAUAGAAUGAUGACAUGUAGGUUUUGUGCCUGCCUAACAUAACGCGGGUGGCACUGUGGGUUAAACCACAGAGCCUAGGACUUGCCGAUCAGAAGGUCAGCGGUUCAAAUCCCCGUGAUGGGGUGAGCUCCCAUUGCUCGGUCCCAGCUCUUGCCAACCUAGCAGUUCGAAAGCACGUCAAAGUGCAAGUAGAUAAAUAGGUACUGCUCUGGUGGAAAGGUAAACAGUGUUUUCAUGCGCUGCUCUGGUUCGCCGAAGUGGCUUAGUCAUGCUGGCCACAUGACCCGGAAGCUGUACGCCGGCUCCCUUGGCCAAUAAAGCGACAUGAGCGCCGCAACCCCAGAGUUGGUCAUGACUGGACCUAAUGGUCAGGGGUCCCUUUACCUUUUUAACAUAACAUAAAUCCUAGCUACGCCCAUGGAUACUAAGCAACGUGACUUGAGAGUGAAGAGUCAAACUGAAGCUUGCCUUUACUUUGGUGGUUGCUUUCCCUAACUUUUUUUUUAAUGCAAAGGUGCUGUAGGUGACUUGCUGUGGGAAAUCUUGUGUGGAGAAGGGUCUGUUUGGGAGAAAAGGGUACAAGAACUCUCCCCCGUUCCCAGUGGGAGAGGAGUGACUUUGAGCAAGCAAACAUCUGUUCUCCUGGUAUUUCCACACAAGGCAAUGUCCUAUAUCUGAAGCCCUCCGUGCUUGCUAGUGGGCCUGAAGAAUUGGUAGGGAGGACAUAAAAAGUCUUGGCAAGUAAGCUAAGCUGCACGAAUCCUACAUUCGUGCAGUCUUGUAACCUUGUCAAAACAGAAUUGUGGGGCAGGUGAGGGGAGAAUCACAAAACCAUGUGUACUGUGCAGUCUGGUUUAAAGGUUGUAAUCCUGUGCAUGCUUCAUUGAACAAAGUGGGAUUUACUUGCAAGGGAACACACACAAGAUUGGAAUAUAAAUGUCCAGAACUUUACAUAAGCAAGACUGAUAGUUACAGUACAAAAUGGUGUUUGUCCUUACUGUUUGAUUAGUAGAAUAAUAAAGACUAAUAAUUUUGUGAGCACGGCAGACCACAAGUAAUUGUGACAUAAAAAAAUAUGUACAAGAUGGGCUUUGUGGAUUAUUGUGGAGAGAUGCAGGAAAGCAUCACCUGAAUCAUAGGGUCUUUGAUGACUAAAUAGUCCAUUUUCCCACUAAUAAUAAUAAUAAUAAUAAUAAAUUGAAUUUAUAUACUGCCCUAUACCCGGGGGUCUCAGGGUGGUUCACAGAAUAAAAUCAAGAUAUAAAACCACAAAAUACCUAAUAAAAAUAAAAACCGCAGCCCAAUACCACCCCUCCCAAAUUUUUUUUUAAAGGGCAUAGGAUGUAAAUCAGAUCAACCAAAUGCCUGGUUAAAGAGGCAUGUUUUUGCCUGGCACCUAAAGGUGUAUAAUGAAGGCGCCAGGCGGACUUCUUUGGGGAGAGCAUUCCACAGAUGGGGAGCCACUGCAGAGAAGGCCCGUUCUUGUAUUGCCACCCUCCAGACCUCUCGAGGAGGGGGCACACGAAGGAGGGCCUAAGACGAUGAUCUCAGGGUCAGGGUAGGUUCAUAUGGAAAGAGGCGGUCCUUGAGGUAUUGUGGUCCUGAGCCGUUUAAGGAUUUAUAGGUCAAAGCCAGCGCUUUGAAUUAGGCUGGGAAACUAAUUGGUAGCCAGCGCAGUUGGACCAGGAUCAGUGUAUCGUGCUCAAACCGUCUUGCUCCAGUGAGGAACCUGGCUGCUGAAUUCUGCACCAGCUGAGGUUUCCCAGCCGUCUUCAGAGGCAGCCCUACGUAUAAUGCAUUGCAGCAAUAAAUACAAUUCUUGACUAAUGGGCCUGGUUUGGACACACAACACUAAACUGUUAUUCUGUGUACCUGAGCUUUGUGCUUGCUUAUUUGUUCCCACCUGUCUUCUGCUGUUUCGGUAAAUCAUAGUUAAGAUCGUUUACAGCUCAGGUAGUCUUUCUUUUUCAAUUGUGUUUUUUUAUAUAAAAAACUGAUUUUUAAAUGUAUAAAACAAUAAUUCUGUCUUCAAUAUACUGAAGAAUGUGCUAGUCACUUUUGAGAUAGAAUUCUGUCUCUUUUAGAAGAAAUACAUGGCCCAUUCAAUGAAGAGUUGUGUGUUUUAUGAGUGUUUUCUCUUAUGGCAGAAGGGAAACCUGAUGUGCACAGGGACUCUUAAUUGAGGUGUACAUAAAUAAUACGUAAGUUUGUAUGUGUAUGUACACACAUACACACACAAAUAAAUAAAUAAAUAGCUGAGAGGAGUCUCGUGACUUACCCAAAUGGUUGGAAAUUUCAAAGGCAGCCCACUACAGUGUCCAUUUCCUUGUGAGAAGUGCACACUUCAGACUUAGGGAUACUAUCCAACAUCAGUCAUACUUAGAGCAAAAUCACUGAUAUCAUAGGCUUAAGUAACUUAAGCCCAUUAAGUUUUAGUGGGUCUAUUCUUAGUACGACUGGGUUGGAUAUCACCAUGGGGGGGGGGGGCGUGUUACACCUGCUUAUUUGCAGAUGAACAUGGGGGGUGUAAGGGGAACAACCCAUGCAUACAACUCUAAUCUAUAAAACACUGUUGUUUGGUCCUGCUGUCUCAUUGUGUUAUAUUAUGAACUGUUUCAUUGAUUUUGGUUGUUUACUCUGUUUUAAAGGUUAAAAUAUGCUUCUCCCUGGAAGUAGCAGUAUGCAGGGGUGGGGAAUGAGUAGAAUAGCUUUUCGAAAGGCAGCUAUGAGAGUUAUGGCUUCCUAUGGAUACUAUUUCCUUCAAAGUGCAGGUGAUACUGCAAGAUGAAAUAUUAUCCUUUGACCAAGCCUUUAUUGUACGUCCUAUAUUUGACCUAUAUGGAGUGUAGCAGAUACAGCAAAAGGAGUGGAUCAGAGGACAUAACCAUAUAUUAUUUUUUCUAUGCUGCAUCUUGGGACUCAGCUAGAUUGGUAAAGAAAAAGUGCUUUUUAUAUGCGUUGUUUAUGCAAUAUAACACUGUGACACCAGAUGGCGCUGUGGAGUCUAGUCUUUCCCUGCCGGAUUUCCCUGUAUGAGUUUGCAACGCAUUUAGCUGAAUUGCUUCUUUGACGUGACUAGAUCCAGCCUAAGUUAUCCUGUUAGCCCUAUCCUUGCCACUCCAGUGAACUUUCCAGGUUGCCCUUUAUUUGGGGCAGUAGCAUCUUUAACAGGAAGGAGUCUGGCAUGCAACACAGGCAGGGUUGGGAUGUGAGUAGCAAGGAAAUGAACAGGAUCAAGGCACUACUUAGCUUAACUCCUCUUUUAUGUGUAAAAUGAGAGCAAACUGCACUUGCUCCUGUUCACGUGUGCUCUUCUUGUUGCCAAUGUGUUACCGUAUUUUUUGCUCUAUAGGACACACCUGACCAUAGGACGCACCUUGUUUUAGAGGGGGAGAACAAGAAAAAAAAUUUCUCCCCCUCUUUGCUCAGCGCCCCUUCAGCGAAGCGGGAGGAGAAACGGAGCCCCUUCCAUUUCUCCUCCCGCUUCGCUGAAGGGGCGCUGCGCAGCUCUCCAUCUCUGCUGAAGCCGGGAGAGUCUUGCUCUCCCGGCUUCAGCAAAAGGCACCCGAAGCCUUCGGAGCGCAGCGCGAGUUCCCGCUGCACUCCAAAGGCUUCAGGCGGCUAUCCCUGAAGUCUGGAGAGCGAGAGGGGUCGGUGCGCAUCAACCCCUCUCGCUCUCCAGGCUUCAACGAAAGCAACGCGAAGCCUCCGGAGCGCGGAGGGAGCACUCCCUCUGCGCUUCGGAGGCUUCGCGUUGCUAUCACUGAAGCCAAGGAGCCUGCAUUCGCUCCAUAGGAUGCACACACAUUUCCCCUUAAUUUUUGGAGGGGAAAAAGUACGUCCUAUAGAGCGAAAAAUACGGUACAUCCUGUGCCUGCAGGAUUUCCAUUGUUGAGCCAUUCCUAAGACUUCUGUUAUCUAAACAGGGAAGAUAACAAGAGUUUGAACAAUAGAGCAAAAACUAGCACAACUUUUUUUUUUUUGCUAUGCGAGAUCACCAUUUGUUUUUGGAUGGGCUCCAACACAACUGUAAUGGGUCCAAAUGAUCUUCCAUCUGGCAUUGGUAGAGGAUGCAAUGUUUGGAAGGGGAACUGAUUACUGGAAGGAAAAGUCGAAACGUCACAAAAUAAAACAUGUGGCAAAACAAUAAUGAAAGUCUGAAGGAUGCCUUUCUUCAUUUAAAGUGAUUGAGUGAUAUUUGCUACCAAACCUCUUGCACUGAGUUCUGUACUAACUUCUGGUGCUCAAAUAUUAGUGAGUUGAUAGGUCUGGAGUCUGACGAACCUUGGGACAGAUAAAUGCAUUUUACCCACUGUUAAUAUAAUAUAACUUCAUUUCAUUUACAUCGUAUGGGUCUAGCAAUUGACUUUGUCUCUGAAAUUGCAAAGAAGCUGCCUCACCUGGAUUCUGUUUGCAACCAGUAACCUGGCCUAGUGUUAAUGCUCAUUUUAUAUAGGCCAUCUGUCCAGAUUACUGUUGCAGCACCAUUUUAUUGAACCAGAGUCAGUGGCCAGUGAUAUUACCCUUACAACAAAAGAGUGCCUAGCUGAUUACCGAUAAGGUCUGCUCAAGUAUAAUUUGGGGGGCAGAGGAUAGGAGUUGUUGUAACAUGGCAGUGUAAAAAUGGGCUAUAUUCUAAACAAAACAAUUAUGCAAGAGUUCAGGUCCUUUAAGGAAAAUGAAAAAUACCCUUCUAUAAAUAGUAUAAAAGCAUGUAAUCCAGGAAUUAAAAUAUAUUAUGAUUUUUAAAGAAAAUAUCUUAUAAGAACUGGAUUGAAAGUUGGAAACAUCUCAUUUGUCUGUACCAUGGUCAUAAUGCCAAUUCCCCAAAUUUUAGUUUUAUUACUUCUUUAUUGAAUUUAUAUACUACCCUAUACCCGGAGGUAUACUCCACUCAAAUAAUAAACAAUAUAUUAGAUUUUUAAGCAUGUUCAACAUAAAACAUGUGCCACUUGCACGCAUAAAUCUUCCCAUGAAAAUGCUGCAGUGUAAACAUGUUUAUGUUGGUUUCACCUGCAACUAUUUCUUCUUCUUGUUUUUCCUUAGAUAUGAUUUUGUGAAAAAGCAACCUUUGGAGAAGAUGCACCUGGCCGUAGUAGCCUGUGGCGAAAGGUUGGAAGAGACGGUUACCAUGUUGAAAUCAGCCAUUAUUUUUAGCAUCACACCCCUGCACUUUCAUAUUUUUGCAGAGGACCCAUUACACACCGAGUUCAGAGAAAUAGUAAGUAUUCCUUACCACCUAUUUCCGGGGUUUUGAUUGGGCAUCGUUACUGUUGCUAUACUUUGCAAUAGUUCAAGUGAGGGCAGGAGUGAGAGAAUCUGGGGCAGCUGGAGAAGAAGGAAGUGUAUGCCAUUUCAGGGGCAGGCAUUGUCAUGAAAUUCUACUCAAUAUUGAUCCAGUGCAGAACUCCCAACGUAUAGUUAGCAGAGCAAAAACUUAAACACGUUGUAGGAUUCCCAAAAAAUAGACCAGAGGCAAUUGUACUUCAUCUAGCAGAGCUUUACUGCUACUGAAGGCAAAUGAGCAUAAUGGUCACAAAUCCAAUCCAUUCAGGAUUGGCCCUGUCCAUAAGAAAUCCAGUUGCAGCAGACUUAACUUAAACUUACAAAGUCUAAACCUUAACACUAAGCAUACUACCGUACUUUUCCGUGUAUAAGACAGGUUUGUUUGCUUUUAAAAAAAUUCAUGCCAAAAAGUGGGGGUCGUCUUAUACAUGGGUAGUGCAUAGGGUGGACAUUUGAUUGGUUGUUGCCGUGGCUGUCAGCUGCUACUGUCCGUGUUAUUGGUUAUUGUGUCAAUGGGUGGUGUUGAUUGGCCAACACUGAGGCAUUUGGGCGGGCGAUUGGCAGCUUCUGCCGGUGAUGGGACAGACGAGAGGCAGAUUUAUCGGCAUGUGUGGGUGGGCAAUCCUCCCCAAAAGAAGCUCAACCACUCUGGGCAAUCUUCCCCCUAAAAAGCUCAACAAGUUUGUGCCAUCUCCCCCCCCCUUUUUUUUAAAAUUUGAGUCCCCUAAAAUAGGGGGUGUCUUAUACAUGGGGGUGUGUUAUACACAGAAAAUACAGUAUGCACAGAACACAACACUAGAAGGAAAAGAGAUAGAAAGAGAAAGUGAAACCAGGCUCCUUCUGGCCUAUAUUUAUAGUCAACAUGAACUUAAUUAGAAGAGAUAAGAGAACCAGUUUAAGCCAGCCGUACUCAGCUUCUCUGAAGGAAUAACUCAAACAUCAUGAACCUUCUGCUUGUUUCUUUCAUGCAGAGAAGCUUCCAGAACCCUCUUAAAUUAAUUAGAAUAGGAAAGAUCUCUACACAUCAGAAUGAUCAAUACUUUCUGUACUAAGAAAUGCAAACUGACAAGCAUAUCCCUGCUCCUCAUGUUGGGAGAAAAAGGUUUUGGCUCUGUCGGUUGUAGAGACUGCCUUUUUGCCCUCUGCCAUCUGAGCACAGAUAGAGGUUGGGCAAUGGUGGUGGUCCUACGUGGGGUGGAUUGCAAGGGAGGACCUCUCUUGUCCACCUGCAUAGAGGGAGAGGCUGCUAUGUCUCCUGGGAAUCUAAUAAUAUAAGGAAGGCCCAUCCCUGCUUUAUCCAAUUUGAUUUACCGUAUUUUUCGUCCCAUAGGACGCUCCAUCCCAUAGGACGCACCUAGUUUUUUUGGGGGGGGAAAUAAAGGAAAUUUCCCCCCCUUUAUUUCCCCCCCAAAACCAGGUCGGGGAAACCGAACCAGGUCGAGGAACAGCGGGAUGGCGGCGCUGCGCCUCCUUGCUGUCCCCCGAGCUUGUGGGGCUGGCCGAUGUCUGUCCGGUGUGCGGGGCGCACCGGGCGGCAGGCUGCUAUCCGCAGCGUGGGGAGCCCUGCGGGGAACUCCCGCAGGGCUCCAACAUGCUGCGGAUGUCUGCCUGGCGGGCGGGGCGCUCUGCUUCAGGGCGUUUUUUGCGCCGGGCGGCAGGCUGCUAUCCGCAGCGUGGGGAGCCCUGCGGGAACUCCUGCAGGGCUGCCUAGGCUGUGGAUGUGUUCCCGAAGCGCCGGGCGCUCUGCUUUCAGGGCGCCCGACGCUCCGGGAAGCAGGCUGCUAUCCGCAGCCUAGACAGCCCUGCGGGACCUCCCACAGGGCUGCCUAGGCUGCGGAUGUGUUCCUGAAGCCCCUGCGCUCUGCUUUCAGGGCGCCUGACGCUCCGGGAAGCAGGCUGCUAUCCGCAGCCUAGACAGCCCUGCGGGACCUCCCGCAGGGCUGCCUAGGCUGCGGAUGUGUUCCUGAAGCCUGGAGAGCGAGAGGGUCGGUGCGCACCGACCCCUCGCGCAAUCCAAGCUUCAGCGAAAGCCUGCAUUCGCCCCAUAGGACGCACACACAUUUCCCCUUCAUUUUUGGAGGGGAAAAAGUGCGUCCUAUAGGGCGAAAAAUACGGUACUUUACUCUGUUAAAUUUUUUUUUGCUGUUUUGUAUCCAGAUUGGGAAGUACAGUAGUAUGUGCUGAGACCACUCUGAAACUUAGGGUGCCUCUCAAGCUGGAGAGUUGCUUGUGAUUUUUUUAAAAAAAUUAUUCUUGUUGUAUGACUUUAAUAAAAUUUUGUAAUUUCUUUUCCCCAGCUUGAUGGUUUGGCGUAUCAAGGAAAAUUUAAUUAUACUUUAUACCCCAUCUCGUUUCCAGCUGAGAAUGCAGCUGAAUGGAAGAAACUGUUCAAGCCCUGUGCAUCUCAGAGGCUUUUCUUGCCAGUAAGUGAUGGUGGCUGUGGCAAAAUACGUAACUUUUAACUUUAUCAGAGCAGAGGGAAUGCGGAGCCAGAUUGGAGCCUGCAGCAGGAAGCAGAUUGAUCUGGUUCUGUUUGUCUUAAAUUUUAUCCACACCCAAAUCAACGAUGCCGCCGCUGCUAGGAACCCAGCGCCCGCUAGUGACCAUGGAGUCCUAGGCUGUGAUGGAAAUUCAGCUGUUCAUUUCUCUAACCCCAGUGUUUUCGACUGUAUCUUUUGUAUUCCCCCAAUCUCACCUACUUCUUGCUCUCUCGCUAGGUUAGAACACCUGGUGUUUUUCUCCAUAGGCAAGCCGGGUGUGCUUUGUAUUGCCAUAUAAGCUGGUACCCUGCCUCAAGCCUCUUCCCUGUAUCUCUGAAAUAGUAACCAACCAUAUGGUCCAGGCGUUAAGGGGGUGGGUAGCAUGUGUGGGACAUACCCACUAAUCAUUCUACUCUUUUAUACAUCUGCAUUGACACCCCAAGCUACAAAAACAUUUUAUUCUUUUCAAGCCACUUUGGGGGGACAAAGACUUUAAUUACAUAUUGCUAAUCCCUCUCGGCGAUCACAUUCCUAUUGCCAUUGCUCCGUUUUGCUUUGGCUGCUGUAAAUGCAUUCAGCUGUACAUGCUUGCAGUUCCCUCGGGACCAACUUACGCAGCCCCUCCACGGAUACCACUUUAGAAAGCCUGAAUAGGACUUCAGAAAAGUGCACUUCUCUAUUUAUGCUAGGAGCUCCUAGCAGCUUCCAAAAUUAAAAGCAUUAAAACACAAAAAGUUCUAAAAUCUCUAGCAGUAUAAAAUACCCUAAAACGUCGCCAUUUAAUUUAACAACAUAAAAAAAUAUAUCCAUGUUUUUAGCCCAUGGGUAGCACUAAAUUUUAGCCUGUGGUGAAUCACCAGCUGAACCUGCUUACAUUAUUAGACUCUUAUUUUCUAUGCUGUGCAGUCAAUUCACAGAUGUGAAAAAAUAAUUAUAGGCUGUUUGUUUGUAUUUGUUUACACAACACAUCCUUUUGAUCCCUGGCUAUCAUAGCUAGUAAAAUCUUAAUAAAAAAAAAGAGGUAAGGGUAAAUGACAACUGGAUGGUUAAGUCCAGUCAGAGGCGACUAUGGGCUGUGGCACUCAUCUCGCUUUCAGGCCGAGGGAGCCAGCGUUUGUCCACAGUCAGCUUUCUGGGUCAUGUGGCCAGCAUCACUAAACUGUUUCUGGCGCAACGGAACACCAUGCUGGAAGCCAGAGCGCAUGGAAAUGCCGUUUACCUUCCCACCACAGCAGUACCCAUUUAUUUGCACUGGCAUGCCUUUGAACUGCUAGGUUGGCAGGAGCUGGGACAGAGCAACGGGAGCUCACCCCAUUGCAGGGAUUCGAACUGCCGACUUUCCGAUCGGCAAGCCCAAGAGGCUCAGUGGUUUAGACCACAACGCCACCCAUGUCCCCCUGCCCACAUGACCCGGACAGCUGUCUGCAGACAAAAGCUGGCUCCCUCAGUCUGAAAGCGAGAGGAGUGCCGCAACCCCAUAGUCGCCUUUGACUGGACUGGGAUCCUUUACCUUUACCUAAAAUCUUAAUAGAAGGGGAUGGACUGGAUAGUUUCAGGGAGUGGUCAGUACCUCACAUGGGUACCCCAGUGACUUGAAAUAGCUGCUGGUGCAACCCAUCUUGAAGAAGCACUCCCUGGAUCCAGAGGUUUUGGAAAUUACCAUCCGGUCUCUAAUAUUCCUUUCCUGGGCAAGGUGAUGGAGAAGGUUGUGGCCAAGCCAGCUACAGCCACAACUAGAGGAAGCAGAUUAUCUAGAUUAGAACAGGGUGGUCCCUUGGCAACAUUUGAUGUCUUCACACUUGUGCUGCCUUCCCAAAUCCAGGUAAGCGAGUUGCUGGGCUUUGGGAAGGAGGUGUGAGGGCUCUAACAGGGUCCUAGAGCCCAGCACCUUGUUUAUCCAGCUUUGGGAAGGUGGUGUGAGGGCCGGGUGUCAAAUUUUGGCCUUGUCCCCCUCCCCACCUGAUAAGGCAUUGUAUAGCUGGUGGGCUCCAUGUUGAAGUACUCUUGCGUCCCAAUUGGUAGGGAAAGUUGGACCUCCCUGAUCUAGAUUAAUUUCAGUCUGUUUUUUGGCACACAAAUAGCCUUGGCUGCCGAAGUUGCAUUUGAUGACUGAAAGAUACUGUUCUUGGCAGUCCUGGGAUCUCAGUUUUUUAGAAUGUGUUUUAGAAUAUUUUAAACUUUUGAUAAUAAUAAUAAUAAUAAUAAUAAAUAUUUUAAUACUGUUUUUAGUUGUUGAUGACUUUUCAAGUUUUAUUAUUGCUCUGAGUGGGAUCAGUUCUAUUUUUCUAGAAAAAAGUAUUGCCAGAACUCACCAUUCUCUUAGAAUAGCAAUGGUGCUCAUUGAGUUCCAGGGAGUUCCAGCUGAAAAAAAAAAAGCCCUGGGUGGGAUAUAAAUUAAAAUCAAACAUGUCACUUAAUUACUGUUGUCUCUCCCAAGUGGCGUACAAGGGAUUCAACACAAUGAAAAUAAAAAUCAGUUGAAACUAUUAAAUCAGAAUUCAAUUAAAAUACCUGCUGGAAUAAAAUAGACUUCAGUAGUUCAGCAGGGAAGGGGUCCUGUCUGACCUCAGGUAGAAGGGAAUUCCUUAAAACAGGGUCUACAAUCCUGACUGCACAGCUCCUUGUGUGCAGGAGACAUGCCUCUGUGUCAUGUGACGCCACAAACAGUUGACUCCCCCAAAGACCUCAGCAAUGAGGCAGGAAUAUAAGGGAUUGGGUGGUUCUUCAGGUAUCCUGGAUGCAACUUGUCAAGGGCCUUAUAAAUUAAUACCUGACCUUGUAGUGUAUGAACAGCCAGCGCAAGCUUUUGAGCACUGGAGUUAUGUGCUAGUGCUAAUAUGUCCCCUCCAACAGUCUAGCUGCAGCAUAGAGAGAAGUUUGUCUAUUGGUGAGGAAUUGAUACUGCUAUUGAUACUGAUCUUCCUCAGCGGCUUAUUGGUCAAGAUGAGUAGUAGCAUGGUUAGGGUUUGACUUAAACCCUGUUUCUAAAAACCCCUUUCCUUCACAGUUAAUCCUCAAAGAUGUGGACUCUCUGCUCUAUGUUGACACGGACAUCUUGUUCCUAAGACCUGUUGAUGAUAUUUGGUCCUUCUUGAAAAAAUUUAAUUCCACUCAAAUUGCUGCAAUGGCACCUGAACAUGAAGAACCUCGCAUCGGGUGGUAUAACCGUUUUGCCAGGCACCCGUAUUAUGGAAAGACUGGAGUCAAUUCUGGAGUAAUGUUAAUGAAUAUGACCCGCAUAAGAAGAAAACAUUUCAAGGUACGUCUUUUGGUUCUCUCAUUUCCAGGGUCAGCUUACUCUCUCCACCGAAUGAAUGCAGUUUCACUGACCUCCCAAUUUCCCCAUACGUUGUUUUUCCUCAUCCUGCAAGGAAGAUCAUCCUGCUUAAUUUUCCCUAAUGGAAGCCUUUUGGUUUAUUCCUGGUUUUCAAGAUAGGAUCUUUCCUGCAGCUUCUUCCUUAUGGCAUUUCUUCACAUGCCUCUCAAAUAGAAUAUGGUAUCUGUCUUCUUACUGUGAAUUACUAUCCUGCUAAAGAAAUAAUGGGAACAGCCUAUUAUAGUGUAGAUGCUGAUCUAACCAGAAGGUGGCGCUGCUACACUGCUUACUACAACCUUCCCACUUCUGUAAAAACACUGCUUGCUUUAGUGCAUGUUGUUCUUAAAGCCUCUUGUUUAAUCAGUUCAUAUAACCUGCACAUAAGCCCAUGUUUAAAUUAGAAAAAUUAUAUUAACUGCUGCUGUACUGCAGCUCUUGACAUUAUUAAAAGAAUACUCAGAGACGCUGGGAUAAGUAUUAAAAUCGGUGGUGUACCUAACAGUUUUGCAGGGAUUUUUUGCUUAUGGGAAGCAAUGCACUGGUGGCAAAUGGGGCACUCUGUUCUUGUUUGACAGACACAUUUGCAGAAAAUUUAGUAUAGCCCUCCAGUCUCAUCGUUAUCACUUCACUCCGGGUUUCCCAAAUGUGUGUCUCCAGCUGCUUUUUGAACUACAACUCCCAUCAUCCCUAGCUAGUCAGGGGUGGUGGGAAUUGUAGUCCAAAAACAGCUGGAGACCCCCAAGUUUGGGAAACUCUGACUGAAAUAGUCACCCUUGAAAAUGUCAUGGGUUUUGCCUUUCCAUUGUUUCAACCAUGGAGAAUUGAUAGCCAUUGUAUUUGCUUGCUUGGUGUGCUUGAAAAGUGCUCUUAAAAUGCUUUUGUGGUCUGCUCAGAGUUGCUUUGGUGUUCACAGUGCAAACUUUAAAACUUUAAGGAUGGUGUUCAGCUAUGUUUCACUCAGAGUAGAUCCAUUGAAAUUAACGCGCCUAACUUAGUCGUGUUUGUUAAUUUUAAUGGGCCUACGCUGAGUAAAGCUUUGCAGGAGAACUGUCUUGAACAGGAAGUGCUCUUUAUGUAGCCCUAAAGGAGAACCAAAUAUCAGGGUUGAACUGGAUGUGGAACCAUUUAAAAAAGGAAAUAGCAGGCACAGGUGACCCAUUGUGGAUCAUGACCCUGGUGGAUGGGGUAAGAAGACGCCUAAUUUGCUCCCAUCGCACCCCAAUCCAGAUCGGGGCGGAACUCCCGUUCACACCAUUUGAAACUUUUCUUCCAAUGCAAACAGCAAGUGUGAGGCCCCAAUCUGUAUUGCGGGUACAAAGAGCUAAGACCUUCUUACCCCACAAGCCAAGGUCUGAUCUGGAUCAGGCCUUCUACACUAGGCAUUUACUUCUUAAAAACCCACUCAUGUAAUUGCAGGAAAGGUGCUGUACUCCAUUUAGCUUCAUUCUUCCUUCCAGGGAGAGGCUGUGUUUUCCUGCUAGGCUUAGAGUUGGCUACUUUGAAAAAGGAAACCCCCCAAAAAAAUUCCUUGAAUUUUAAACAAGACAAACACAGCUCAGCCUGUUCAGACACAUUUCAUAUGUUGCCAGAGAAGGUUUCCUGGAGGGGAGGAAAAUAUGCUUUCCAACCAUGUCCUGUCAUCUGCUCCUUUACACCUGCCUGAUUAAGGAGCACAGGGAACACCUGUGAGAACGGAAAGGAGACAUUAAUUCUGAAUAUUUUACCUAAAACUAUUUUAUUUUAUCGGAAUACAAACUGAGCACUAUUUUGUUUACACAUCAUACCCAAAGCAAAGGGCUAUGUUAGUAUCAGUGACUUACAACCACAAAUGGGAUUCGCUUUUAUUUGAAAAAUAGUCUUUACUAAAAAAAAAUUUGAAUGCCACAAAAGAGAGUACUGCAUUCUUAUUUCUUGCUAUUUCACUAUUUAUAUUCCUUACCCUUCUUGUAUUUCUGUUCAUUAGUCCUAGUAUCUUUGGGCUUCUUGCAGCAGCUGAAUGAAUUUUUUCCUUGUUUUGUAUGAUUAGCCACAGAUAUGUACUGUAGUAGCUGAGGCUUGUUGACUUUAAAAAAUAAUAAUCACAGUUUUAAAACUGAAUUUAGCUAGUCAUGGUAUAUAUGUCACAUUUAUUCAGUUACCCAUGUAUUUAGUGUUCUUAUUACCUGCCCUUGAACCAAAGGUCCUAGGGCGAUUUAUGUGAUUUUCUUCUUAUUAUUAAAAAAACCAGAACCUCAAAAUCACAGUAAAAUCAGCAGCUGCGCAUAAUAGUAGGCAUGGAGGAAACUAAAAUGCCACCUCGUCCCACACUUCCAAAAACCUGGACAAAAAGGUGCAUCUUGACCUACUGAUUAAAGCUAUAAGCCAGGGCAGGAUGCACCUUGGAGGCAAGAGCAUUCUGUUAUCUAGGGGCUACUGCUGAAAAGGCCCUUCCAUGGGCCACUGACCCUUCAACCACAAUUGGUGCUGCUGCUGAAAGCAGGGCUUUCCAAGCCUACCAAAACUAUCAAGCCAAUAUUGGUGGAGACAUUCCUUCAGAUAUUUGGGGCCAAAACCAUCUAAGAUUUUUAUACAUUAAUAAGAGCACCUUGAAUUGGACCCAGAAGCAAACUGGCAAGCAGUGUAUCUACCCUUUUAGACUGGUGUAAUGUGCAUCUGGUCCGUGGCACCUGUCAGUACAGCGGCUGCCACAUUCUGCACCGGUUGCAGCUUCUUCUGGGACAGAACAUAUAAAGUGCAUUACAAUAGUCCAUUAAGUAAAUUUUCAGGGGCACGUUGUAAAGCUGAAUCUUUUUAUUAUCAUUGUUAUCGUCAUGUAUAGUGAAAUGAAACACACAAAGGCAGGUGAGUGGUCAACCAAGCCUCAAAGUCUGCCUAAAUGUGAACGCCUUUAACUUUAACUUAAUUUCAUCCCGGAACCCAAGGCACUAUGUACAUGGUUCCCAGGCUGUCACUCAUCCAGGCACUGACCAGACCCAGAUCUGCUUAGCUUUAGCAAGGUGGCAGCCUACUUUGCCUUCAGACCAUAAGCUGAAUCCUAAAAGGGACUGGAGAGAUUGUGUAAAGUGGCUCUUAAUUAAAACAGAGUUCCAAAAGAUAGAUGUCAAAACCUAUUAUAUUCCUAUCUUGGCUCUAAUAUUGGUCAUUUGUGUUUGAUAUUGAAGAAUGAUAUGACCACAGCACGGUUACGGUGGGAAGAAAUUCUGAUGCCGUUGCUGAAAAAAUAUAAGUUGAACAUAACAUGGGGCGAUCAGGAUCUUCUGAACAUUAUGUUUUUUCAUAAUCCAGGUAAGCUGCUUCGUUUUAGAAUGCCGUUCGAAUCUUGCCUAUCCAUAUGCUACUGCUAUCACGCAAUAGAGAUGGGUAUGGUUCCCUCCUCAAAAUGUGUCUGGUUAUUUUCCCUAUGCCUUCUCAUCUCUAUCACAGAACAUCUUUAUUUGAAAUUAAUCUCCUAUGAGCUUUUUCUGUAAGAGCACUUCCAUACUAACCAAGUUUCAGUUUGUACUACAGCUGCUGUAGAAUGGCUGCUAUCAAAUUCUACCCAAGAAACUGAUUUGGUGUGGUUUUGCUUGUGUGGUUGAGAUCUCAUUUGAAUUGGAGUGGGGCUAAUAGGAAUCUCGGUCGUUUCUGGUUCACGAUAUAAGCCAGGAUUUCCCCACAGAAUUUCACUUAUUUCUAAUUUACUUUCUUUCAUGUGACUGAGUGAAAACAAGGGCUGGGAAACUAUUUGAUAAAUAGAGAGCGUUUGUUGAGCUCCAAAGAGCUUUCAACAUGGGUUAGGCUUCGGUUAAUACGGUAGUUCUUGAAACAUUGUACAGACAAGUUCAUUUUGGGGCUCCAGUGACAUGGAUGUAGUAUUCUGUGCCAUUUUUUGUUGACUUGCCCACUACCUAGAGUUGUGUUAAAAUCACAUUUCCCUUGGGGCUCCUUAAGACCUAUGUGCCCCAAGGGAAGUCAGAAGCCAAGAAAUCCAGGCCAAAGGAACACAUAACCAACACCUUCUGAAAAGGAACGUCAACAGCCUGAGGUGACUGUUGGGGCAGCCCCACUUUCCCUGGGGUUGUGUAAGAGCUGUGGACCCUAGCAUCAGCUUCUGAAGUAGGUCUGAGAGUAUUUUAUACCAGUGUAUUGAAAUUUGGUGUCUUGGCAGAAAGGUGGCAUACAAAUGAAUAGUUGGGAUAGCUUGAUCUCUAAAGUAAGAUCUUCCAUCUUUUGAAUAAGACUGAUUACGUUUAGUGAAAUUACAAUUGGCUAGUAGAAGUCAGAUUAAUAAGGGUAAAGUGACUGUAUGCAUGGCUGGCUUGUUAGUGGUUUAUACCAUAUAUUUAAUUAAAACAUUGGGAGAGAUCCAUCAUAGUAUGAGUGGGCUUCUCCUCUCUUCCACCCUCACAGGCCCCCAUAUACCCCAAUUUCUGGAGAGUUGAGGGUUGGAGGGAGGGGAGAAAAGAAACCAGAUGUUUCAUUUCACAAACAGAUUUCCCUUGUGCAAGCAGGUAGAUAUCAUUGUAUGAUUACUAUUGUCUUCUGUUGUAUAAGCCACCAAAAGUUAAAAAGGAACUUGAAACUAAUUAAUGGUUUGCCUGUAAUCACUGCAAUGUUGUUGUUUUUGCACAGAAAGCCUUUUUGUUUUUCCUUGCCAAUGGAACUAUCGGCCUGACCACUGUAUUUAUGGAAGCAACUGUCAGCAGGUCGAUCAAGAAGGAAUAUUCAUCCUCCACGGAAACAGAGGGGUUUACCAUGAUGAUAAACAGCCAGCUUUUCGAGCUGUGUACGAUGCAAUAAGAAAUGUAAGCUUUUUAAUCUCCAAUCUGUUAUAUGAAUUGACAUCUCUACUAUUGUUAACUUCUAGAAUUAAGAACAAAUGGUUGAAAUCUUACUCUGUCCUUUUUUUAUGCAUCUCCCUUUUUAACUUUCCAGUUAAUAUGAACGCAACCAGGUCCUCAAACUUCAUUUGACCAAUAAUUAUUAAAUAACCUGCAAAGUGCACAUUUUGAGAACUUUAUACUGAAGUUUCAGGAACGCUUUCUAUAAAAGAUCUUAAUAUCUAAGAGUAGCAUAAGCACAUAAAGUUAGAUCUAAGUUUUGAAAGAAAGAGAUAUUGUGGACUUCUUGAAGUUCGGAGUCUAUCGAUUUAGGUUUUGAACGUAUUGGCUUCCAGUAUCUGCAAAAGAGGAGAGAGACCCCCUCUGGUCUUAAGGGUUGCAACCUUUGGCUGCAAUCCUGAAUGGUGCUAAGCUUGAAUUUAAACUUCAGCAUGAUGAAGCACAACAUUGGGCUCUAAAACAUGGCAGCAUCUCCUUUCCCCAUAUAUGCCUGCUUGACCACUUUGAUCUAAGGAACUUGCACUGUUUCAGGUGGCUCAUAAUUCUCAUUCUGCAGUUAUAAGAAAUCAGUCUUUUAGUGUGGUGUCACCUAUGGCUUGGAAGUCUCUGUCUACUGACAUCACACACAGGCCUCUUUGCUGUACAGUCGUACCUUGGUUUUCGAACAGUUUAGUUCUCGAACGUUUUGGCUCCCGAAAGCCGCAAACCCGGAAGUGACUGUUCCGGUUUGCGAACUAUUUUUGGAAUGUCCGACGGGGCUUCUGCGGCUUCCAAUUGGCUGCAGGAUUUUCCUGCAGCCAAUCAGAAGCUGCACUUUGGUUUCCGAAUGUUUUGGAAGUCUAAUGGAGUUCCAGAAUGGAUUCUGUUCGACUUCCAAGGUACUACUGUGCUCUGUUUGGUGCCUGGUUAAAACAUUUUUGCUAAAGCAAGCCUAUCCAGACAUAUAGAUGUCAUUGUGUUUUUAUCUCUUUUACUGUUAAUUUAAAAAAAUAAUAAUUUCUAUUUGUUCUCAACUGUUCUUUAUCGAUAAUUUUAAUAUUUCUUGUAAACUGCUUAGAGGUUUUACCUCAGUCAAGUGAUAUAUAAAUGUUGUUAACUGCAUUAAAAAAUAAACAGAAGUUCAGUUUGGUAUACUGUGUCAGGGAACUGACAUCGGAGCGAGAGGCGAAGGGGAGGCUCCUAGAUGAUGCUGGCGAAGGACCCAGCAGCAGGGGGAGAAACAGCUCAGUAGAGGGGGAAGCAAAUCAGCGCACCACCAGGGAGAAAGGGGGGCAGGUGGGGAAUCGGAGAGAGGGCUCCAGGACUCUUCACUGCACCUCAGUGAGGAGGGGACAGGUCCUCCGCUACCCACGCCCUCCCUGCGCAGAAGACUCCCGCGCAGUGAGAGGAGGAGGAGACUGGGUGUCAAACAACUUUUAUGUUGGAAGAGGUUCAAGAAACGCCCACUGACGGAUUCUGCCAGCGACUGAGGCAGCCACAAUGAGAAAGGGCUGUGCAGUCAGAAAGGUUUAACAAGGCAAAUUAGCCUAGAGAGGCACCAGUUUACGCACGAGUAACUCAUACUCAUUACAUAUUGCUUUAGUAAAUGCCGGUAGCUUCCAGAAGUUCACUGACAAACCACAAUGGAGGCGUUACCAGAAGUGCCUUAGACAAUUCUUCUGUUCCCAUUUUAUUGUUGAAAUUAGUAAGCAGUGCUUCGAUACUGUAAAGCUCCAUUUUAUUCUCUCUCCAAACUCUUAUUCCUGUCUCAUAUCUGUAUAAUUUAGUUACUUUAAUUUGUGCAGUUUGUAAUAUAUAAAUGCACGUGCAAGUCUUUCAUGCUUGGCAUAACUGUUCGGCUUUCUUGUUCUGCAAAUAAGGUUUCUAAUAAACUAUUUAUCAGUAUAUCAGCAUACUCACUGAAGAGCUGUAAAACGUAGCAAUGUUGCUUAUUUUAAUGUUCAUCCUAUCUUGUAUAUAACCUUCAAAGAUCAAUAGUAUAUUUUAAUGGUGCUUUGUUGCAUGUUGUCAUAUAGGUAUAAAAAUGAAGAAAAGUACUAUUGGGGGCCUUAGAAUGCACUACACCGAAAGAAAAUGUGGUCUCAUAAAAAUACAAUUUCUUUGUUCCUUUGAGUAUUGCCAGAAAAAUAUUAAGAAAGGAAAAUCUCUCAGCUUUAUUUAUGAUCAGUUUUUGUUUAUGCAUAACACAUAGAAAAGAUGUAGAUCAAUACUGACCUGAUGCCAGCAAGAUUAGCAAAAUUAUUUUAUUUUGAAAUGUUAAGUUAGCAUAUUACUUGGUUUCUAAUGUAGUAAAAUAACCUGUAACUCUGGAUUAAUGACUGUUUUUACUUCAGGUUUCCAUUAAAUACUGUGUAUGCUUGUACAUAAUUCAGUUUAAUGAAGCUGCCCCAUCUUUAAUGGUACUAUAGAUUACUCUUUUUCUACUGUUUCAACUCAAUAAGAGCCAUAUAUUAUUUUAAAGAAUGUCAUACUGAGAUAAUUAUACACAUUUCAGGCCAAAGCUACAACGUGGCAGGCAUGUGAUCAUGUAAAUUAACCCAUUAAUUUAGGUGCCUGACAUUCAUUUUCAGAUUUGUUUGCCUGAACAGUUACGUUGAUUUUUUUUUUUUUUUUUUGAGGCUUGUUUCCUGUGCAAAAACCAUUUUGCAUUCAUUUAAGCUGACAGUAAUUGGAUGUUUUGAGUAAUCAAAAUAUAUUGCAAACUUGCCAGAGGUCUUUACGUAUUACACUGUGUUAAGAAUAUUGCCACCUUUUCGCUAGUUCUUGUCUUAAGUACGACUCGUAUUUAGGGAGACUUUUGUAAAACUGAAUAUUUAGUGCAACAAUGGAAAGCCGUUUUAGAAUUGUUUUGGCCAAAGUAGUACUGUUUGGGUUGGGUUGCUAACUGUGACUUGUUAAUACAGCAUUUAUAAUUUCCUCUCCCCCCAGUAUUCAUUUGGUGAUGACUUGGUACAUGCCUUGUUGCUACCCCUUGAACUGGAGCUACAAAAGACACAGCACACUUACUGUGGAAGAAUAUACAAAGUAUUCACAAAGCAGCUAACCAAAAGCAUAAGGGACAUUUGCGAUAGAAGAUCUAAAGGAAGGUGAUCAUCAUAGGCUCCCCAAACUUUUGAAUUAAACAACACAGAUGUGAGAGAAUAUAUGAUGCCUGAAGGAUAUUCAUGAAAGAAACAGCACAUUGCUCUAAUCAGUUGUUAUGUCGAGAAGUAUGCUGAGAACUAUCUCCCAGUGUGGACAAAAUGAAGAUGCCGUUCUUCUUGAAGAAUUCUCUGCAGGAAGAAAAGCACACUGCAGAGAACUGUUUGAAGUUCAGUUAGUACACAUUUUCACAACGGUGAAUUGUAACUAAGUCAAGUGUUGCAGAGUUUUGUAUUCAGGUUUUUCCCUCUAUAUAAUAUAAUUCAGUUUCUUUAUAACCUCAAAUGCGUCAGAUACAAAUGAAGGUCUUUAUACUGUAUAAAUGACUGUACACUUUGUCAUUCCUAAUCUCAAAUUCUGAUAAAACUGUGAACAUUGCCGUAACGGAGUCAGCACUAACCUCACUUUAAAAGCAUGAGAACCAAUUGUUUACAAAUCUCAGAAGUUAUUCCGUUUUCAGAGGAAUGUGUUAUGACUGAUGACAAUCUAUAUGUGCCUUUUGUCUUCAUCUCUUGUAUUUUACAAUAUUUUGACAAUCAUGUUUUACUUUUUUUAGAUGUAAGCUGCACCUAAUAACAGGACUUCCACUCUAGAAAUAAAUUCCUAGUGGAAGCAAAGCUAGUGUCAUAUGUAGUUAAUAAUAUAUUGGCGUAAACCAGGAUUGGGGAAUCUGUGGCUGCUGUCCAUAUGAGCGUUGGCCAUGCUAGAUGGGGCUGAUGACAACUGGGAUCCAACAACAUCUGGAAGGCAACAGGUUCCCCACUCCUGCUAUAAACAAAAGCUGGGAUCCAAAGAUCUACAUAGGCAUGCUAAAGAGCUUGGCCCAGUUAGACUUCUUUGUCCUCAACCCCUUGAACAGUGGACCUCGUUUCCAUAUCCCAAACCAGUUUUGGAAGCCUUAACAGCAUCAGACGCAGUUUGCAACAUGGCAUGAAGGCUGUGGUUUGAGAAGUCCUUUUCCAGAGUCCCUUUACAAGUCCACUACUAGUGUGAUUCUUUGGGUCCCAACUAACAUAUUAACAUGGUUGAACUAAACGCCAAAAUAAUAUGGCUAGAUUUACUAAGGCAAAAUAUGAUAUAGAUUUUAUAUAGUUUUUAUUAAAUUUGAAUAAGAUUUUUAUAUAUUCUUACUGGCCCUUCUGGAAGAAGGAAAAAAACAUGUUGUGAAAUAUACUAUAGUUUAUUAUGAAAAUAUUUUAUUCACUCAGCUCCACGUACAGUAGGCUUAGUCAUAAAAUAAUGAUGUGUGGAUGGGCUGUUACUCAUCCUGAUUUGACAGUUGUUUGCUUACCAAAUAGUUAUUGUAUAUUUUGCAACAAAGCUUUAAAACGAUUGGCCAGAAUCUGUGCUGUUACAAAUGUCUGAUUUCAUAAUAUGGCGCUUUCGUUAUAAUGUUGGUUUGGAAUUAAUAUGUUUGCUAUAGCAAUAGUAAUUAAUGACUGCAAAAUAUUUUACUUCAUAAAAUGCUAUUUUCAUUACAGUACUUAAUUAUUAUAAUAUUAUAUAUAUAGUGAGAAUGAAGUUGGUCAUAUCGGAACAUGGAAGUUAUCCCUCCUUGUCUAACUGGAUCUAGCUUUCUUGCAGGUGUGAGACACCUGGGAUCAUCCAGAUUUUACUGGAGUACAGUACCUAAAAACCCUGAUCUCUGGAGCAGAUCAGAGCUGGAGUUCAGUAACAUCUGGAGGGCGCCAGUUUCCUCAUCCCUCAUCUUCUGUUUUGGCAUAGGCUGACAUUUCAGAACUUAGCAUCCCCAGCUGCUAAAAGAGCGAACUCUAAAAAUGUAAUGCAUCCUUUACUCUCCUCACUGCAGCUCCUACUAUAUAGCACAGAGAACAUUUAGAAAAGGGCAUAUGCACUGCAUGCUAAGAUGUGAAACCUCUGCUGUUAUUGAAUGACAGGUGGGACCUGCAGCAAAAUCUUGCAGUCUAUCUGCUCUAACAGUUCUGGGUGCCAGCCAGCCAUGAUUAUUUGACUCUCCUGUUUACCAGUUUCCCUUUCAAAUUGACACAGAAUAUUCCAUGGCUACUGGGCAUGCUACGUCAUCUAUCUACUGAUUCAUCUUCUUUUUGUGGUGGGGUAGGGAUUUGACCCUUAGGUUUAAAAACAAUUUUUUUUACCUCUGCAAACCUUUGGAUUUUCCCCACCUUCCUGAGCAUGUUGAUGCCUCUUUUUGUUUCCCAGUGGCUCUGUUUCAGCUUCAAACCUGUUAGCACUCACCAGCGGAGUUCACUGUUAGAGGGAUGAUAAUUGACUGGUGAAAAUUAAUGCUACGUCUCAUUUUUAGUUGUUAAUUUUAGCUGACAAAAGCUGGUGUGCCCCAAGUUUACUUCAGUUUGCAGAUGUUAAAAAAGCAGGGGAGAAUUAUUCCAGAAAAUAAUUUGGCAAUGGGUCACCUUUCUCAUCCAUCUUUUGGAAUGCUGUUCGCAUGCUUGUCCCAGUGAAGGCUACACUAAGAGCAAAACAUACCUUCAUAUUUUGGAAACUGUCAUUUGGCUCAUUGAAAGGAAUUACCUUAUUCUUUUCGUGUCUCACAGUUCUUAACUAUAGCUCGAGUAGUAAGUGUCGUGAUGUCUUGCUAAAUUUAUUUAUGUACAUUUAUAUACUGCUCAAUUGUUCAGAUUUCUAAGUGAUGAAAAAGCUCAUUUUAAUACUGAAACAUGGGUAUAGAUAAGAAUUAAGUUCUAUGAAGUCAUGCUGUAAGUUUACUUUAAUAGUGUACAUGUUCUCUUAGAAAAUGGACAGAACUGGAGGCCAGUUGGCUCCUAUGCGAAGCAUUGUUACAAUUAUUUUUACAUAAACUGUGUUUUGUAUUACUCUGCUUCUUGUUUGUUCUUUUAGGAAGUUGCCAGUGGGUGGAAAUCUUGACACUCAAACUAUAACAUUAUGGUGUCAAAUGAGGUGGGUAUCUUGCAUUCCUCUGGGUUUAAAUGUCUAACCAGGCCUCACCCUCAUGCCAAAAUAUUCCCACUAGUUCUGUAUGUUAGACAACCACAGAUGUAAUACAUGUUGCCAUCAUUCAGUUUCUGCUACUUCCAUUAGGUCAUUUGCCCCAUGCUCUCUGUUGAGUAUGAAGCUGAUGAGAGACGCCAACCUUAACUUUCCCGGCAAGGAAAGCUGAAUCCUGACAAUUGGGAUAGCUUUCUAGUUUUAUUUUGAUGCCAAAAUGGGGGCCAGGGACAGUAUCCCGCAAAAUAGUUCCAUUAGCGCAAGGAUUUCUGUUUGGGCAAUGGAAACCCCCUUCCAAAUGGAACCCCCAUAAGCAAUUAAGGCAAGGUAAAGGUAAAGGGACCCCUGACCAUUAGGUCCAGUCGUGGCCGACUAUGGGGUUGCGGCGCUCAUCUCGCUUUAUUGGCCGAGGGUUUGUCCGCAGACAGCUUCUGGGUCAUGUGGCCAGCAUGACUAAGCCGCUUCUGGCGAACCAGAGCAGCGCACGGAAACGCCGUUUACCUUCCCGCCAGAGCGGUACCUAUUUAUCUACUUGCACUUUGACGUGCUUUUGAACUGCUAGGUUGGCUGGAGCAGGGACCGAGCAACGUCACGGGGAUUUGAACUGCGGACCUUCUGAUCAGCAAAUCCUAGGCUCUGGUUUAACCCACAGCGCCACCUGUGUCCCUAAUUAAGGCAAGGAGAGAUGCAAAAUGUGGACAGGAUGACUAGAAAGGGGUUACAAAGCACAAGCGAGCUUGAUCCUUGCCCAUUAUGGCCAAUUACAGUUAAAGAGGGGGUGGGCACUUGGGGCCCAAUGUGGAAGAAAGUAUUGUAAUGCAGAUUUUCUCAACCUGAUGUCCACUGGAGGUUUUGGGUUGGAGCUCACAUCAUCCCUGUCCGUUGGCCAUGCUGUCUGGGACAAAUGGGAGUGUAGUUAAAAACAACUGGAGGCGACCAGGUUUGGGAAGGAUGUUGUAAUUAUGGCAGCCAGUGUGUGCGUUCAUGUGUGUAUAUACACAGUUUGUCCAGGUGCUAUGUAUACUAGAUUAAUUUCUGGGUGAGAAAUAGGGAACAUCUGGUCCACAAUGAUUAAAACUUAGUUAUAGCUUGGAUCAAUAGUCUUAUCUUUUCCAUAAUUGUAGUUCAGCUUUCCUUUGCCAGCCAAGGAUUACUACCAGGUCAUUCUGCCAUUACAGUAGUGUAGGGCUGCCAUACAUCUAGAGAAUCCCAGACAUUAAUGAGAUUUCAAAGGCAGACUUGAUGUCCAGGGAGAAUUUCUGAAAUGUGGCAUUUUGUCCUGGAUCUUAGACAAGUCAGUAAAAAAAAUAAAUCACAGUUUUUGGGCAUUUUUGGGGUGUCCUGGUUUUUACUUUUUGAAAUAUGGCAACCCUACAGUAGAGAAUAAAAAGAUCAACUACUUCCACCCCCAUAUAGUGUUCAGAUAUAUAUAUAGAGAGAGAGAGAGAGAGAGUGCACUUUUAUUCAUAUUAGUGAAAUUAUAAAACCAGCAGAAAUGUGCAGUUUAUGAGGGAGACCUAUUGCAUUUUCCCUCCCUUAUGUUCUGGAAAGGUCAAUUUGUGUCUCAUUUUUCCCUUUGCUUCAUUAACAUCAUCCCCAUUCACAUAAUUACAGACUUGGAUACAAAGGAUUCAUUUUUCUUUUACGUUCAUCUCUUAUGAAUCUUAAUGUUCAGUCAGCCAUUCGUGUACACAUCUUAACAGAGCAAUUCAUGUUAAAUCCAUUUAUUUUACUCCUGUUAAUUUUUUUUUUGAGAAAAAAGAACGUGGAUGUAGAAGUUCCCCUAAAUUACAAAAACCGCGGUUGAAUUCAUAGGUCUUCAGAGCACUUUUUAAAAAAAGCUUUCAAGAAAAUGGAAGAUAUUUAAUCAGUUUUUACUCCUAAUUUGGGAAUGUAGGAAAUUAAAAAUUAAUUAAGCUGGAUGUUUUAUCUUUAUAUUGCUAUCCUACUAUGCUUCACUGAGCUGCUGUGUCUAGAGACCCAUGCUGCUUGAAUGUUGUAAUCUUGAAAAACUUUAGAACUACUGUGUAAAAGACAGCAGAGCUGGUCCCUUGUCUUCACAUUUCUUUUGCAUAUUUAAAAUAUUUCCCAUCUGAGUCCCCCCACCCCCCCUCUGCCAAGGUUAGCGGUAUGUUGAAUGAGAGCAGAUUGCGCAUAGAGCAGAAAGCAGAGCUUGGUGGUAUUCUUGCAUAAAGAGUUCAGUCAGCUUCUAGGUAUGGUAAGGAAUGUGUCAAAAUUUUAAUUAGGCAUUUCCAAGGAAGGCAAUAAUUCUGAAAUUAGAAAAUACAGUUUCUGUGGCUUUAGAAGAAUCACAUUUAUUAUUUGCAGUGCUAUUUUUCUAGGAAAAAAAGAGGGGCCGGAACUUUGUAACAGCAGAAGCAGUUUCAUGCAGAAGUUACAAUUUCAACCCCUGACACCUCCAGAUGGAAGGAUCACGUAGCAGUUGGUGCGAAAUAUCUACCCAAGUCUCUGGAGAGAUGCUGCCUUUCAGAUUGGGCG